Molecule: messenger RNA, 2658 nt
Organism: Galeopterus variegatus (Sunda flying lemur)
Lineage: Eukaryota; Metazoa; Chordata; Mammalia; Dermoptera; Cynocephalidae
Gene: SPRYD3
Product: SPRY domain containing 3
Exons: 11
Coding region: 88-1416 (442 amino acids)
Molecular function (GO): protein binding
Source: RefSeq, a predicted model, not a curated record
CCUCGGGGAGCGUAGGAAGGGCGGGGUCCCGGAUGUGUGUGGUGGCGAAGGCCGAAGAGCUCGUGUGCGGAGCUGAGAGGCCUAUGGAUGAGGAGGACGCGGCGGCCCCGGUUUGUUCUCAUGAACAAGAUGGAUGACCUCAACCUGCACUACCGGUUUCUGAAUUGGCGUCGACGGAUCCGGGAAAUUCGGGAGGUCCGGGCUUUCCGAUAUCAGGAGAGGUUCAAACACAUCCUUGUAGAUGGAGAUACUUUGAGUUACCAUGGAAACUCUGGUGAAGUAGGCUGCUACGUGGCUUCUCGACCCCUGACCAAGGACAGCAAUUAUUUUGAGGUGUCUAUUGUAGACAGUGGAGUCCGGGGCACCAUUGCUGUAGGGCUGGUCCCUCAGUACUACAGCUUGGAUCACCAGCCUGGUUGGUUGCCCGACUCUGUAGCCUACCAUGCUGAUGAUGGCAAGCUAUACAAUGGCCGAGCCAAAGGCCGCCAGUUUGGGUCCAAGUGCAACUCCGGGGACCGGAUUGGCUGUGGCAUUGAGCCUGUGUCCUUCGAUGUUCAGACUGCUCAGAUUUUCUUCACCAAAAAUGGGAAGCGGGUGGGCUCCACCAUCAUGCCCAUGUCCCCGGAUGGGCUGUUUCCAGCAGUGGGCAUGCACUCGCUGGGUGAGGAGGUACGACUGCACCUCAACGCUGAGCUGGGGCAUGAAGACGACAGCGUCAUGAUGGUGGACAGCUACGAGGAUGAAUGGGGCCGGCUGCAUGAUGUCCGAGUUUGUGGGACUCUGCUGGAGUACUUGGGGAAGGGCAAGAGCAUUGUGGAUGUGGGGCUGGCGCAGGCCCGGCACCCACUCAGCACCCGCAGCCACUACUUCGAGGUGGAAAUUGUGGACCCUGGAGAGAAAUGCUACAUCGCCUUGGGGCUGGCUCGGAAGGAUUAUCCCAAGAACAGGCACCCUGGCUGGAGCAGAGGCUCUGUGGCUUAUCAUGCAGAUGAUGGGAAGAUCUUCCAUGGCAGUGGUGUGGGGGAUCCCUUUGGGCCACGCUGUUACAAAGGGGACAUUAUGGGCUGUGGAAUCAUGUUCCCUCGGGACUACAUUCUGGACAGUGAGGGAGACAGUGAUGACAGUUCUGACACAGUGAUCCUGUCCCCGACUGCCCGGGCCGUCCGGAACGUCCGGAACGUCAUGUACCUGCACCAGGAGGGGGAAGAGGAAGAGGAGGAAGAAGAAGAGGAAGAAGAUGGGGAAGAGAUAGAGCAGGAGCAUGAGGGCAAGAAGGUGGUGGUUUUCUUCACCCGAAAUGGCAAGAUCAUUGGGAAGAAGGAUGCUGUUGUACCUUCUGGAGGCUUCUUCCCUACCAUUGGAAUGCUGAGCUGUGGGGAGAAAGUCAAAGUAGAUCUGCAUCCUUUGAGUGGCUAGGGGCUUCUCCUUCAGACCUGCCCCUUCUUCCUCUCCUCACCCUUUUCAGGACCAGGUAUCCAGUUUCUGACUUCCCUGAGAAUUUGCUUACCCAACAGGCCCUAGGGGGUGCAUAGUCACUCUGCCUCCUACAAGCUCAGGCUCCUGUCAAGCUCUUCUGUGCCCACAUUUUUGACCUGGUGCUGCCCCUUUUAUCAGUCCCUGGACCCGAGUCCCUGGUUGGACAGGAAUAGGCCCACAGCAGUGUUAAUAUGUGGUUUGGUUGCACCUGCUUUGGUCAGUGGGCUACUGGAUCUCCCUUUCCCUCACUGGCCCAGUGUAUGUGGAGAGGAGCAAGCACCCUGUCUUAGCUGCUAAGGCAUGAUGCUUUGCAGAGGGCAAAAUAGAAAAAGCCCCCUCCCCUACUUACUGUAGUAUUUCUCCUUGAAUCCUUUUUUGUACCUUGCCCUCAUUGUGUGACCCAAUUGCUGCUGUCAUCCCCCUGGUUGGACUAGGGGGCCUAUCUUGGAUCAUCUCUCUCCUUUCACUGGCUGCUGCCCCAAGAUGACCCCUCUAGAGUUUCCAUUCUUUGCCCUGAGAGCUGGCUUUCUCACCCUUACUGGCUUAGGCACCAUAGUCCCACAGAGAACCUGAGUCUCUGGCUGCUCCUCUUCCCACUGUACAUACACACAGAUGGGUGCCCUUACAUGUUUAAGAGAGAGGGGCUAUGAGAUGGUGGGAGACUGGCGCCUCUGCUCCUCUCUUCCUCCUGCCUGGCACCUUUGUCUCUAGUUCUCUGGGAUGGAGCUUAGGCUCUGGGGCAUGUCUCUUCUACUGUGGCAAGGGCAAGACCCCAGGGCCUUAACCGAGUGAGCCCAGAGGGGCAGCUUGGCCCCUUACUCCCCUUGACCUGCCCGCACCCUGCCCUGUGCCCCAGCUUGCUGCUUGUGCCAGUUGCCUGUUUUGCUUCAGUGUUUGAUUGUAACAUUUACAUAUAUCCUCCCCACUGAGCCCUCAUAUCUCCUUCUACCCCCUUGACCCCUGAACCCCUCCUCAUAACAGUGACUUCUCCUGGCAGGAAGAGGGAGCAGGAGCUGUUGGCUUUGGUUUGCACAGAGUGGGUAGGGCUGUGGGGAAAGAGGGUGAGCUGUUGUGCUGCUUGGCCCUUCUUUCAGGCUCUGCGCUAUGAUGUAUGAAAUGUAUGUACAGACCAGAGAUGUUUAUACAGCCAAUAAAGACGGAGUUUCUGUAUUUAUCAGUCCA